GUAAAUUAAACACUUUCGUGUAUUAAAGACUUUUUAAAUCUAUAUAUAUAUUAUAUAAAUCGAUUUAAAAUACAAUAAUUAACUGAAUUAAUUAAAAUAAAAUAUUAAUAUUGUGUCAGAGGAACAUUUUUAAGCAAAAAAAAUAUUUUAAUAAUAAUUAAUUUUAAAAUGAAUAAAUUUUUAUUAAUAACCAUUUUGUUGUUAUGUAUUUCUGGAAGACGAUUCCAUAAAGAAGGAGAUGUGGUUUUUAAAGAGCAAAAUGAAGAAGAACAAUCUGACUAGAAUGGAGAAGGUUAAUAAGGUGAAGAAAAUAGUUAACCAGCUGAUGAUUGGCCAACUGGAGAUGAAGAUGGAGAACAUUAAUGGACAAGUGAAGAAGAAGAUGGUGGAGAAGGAGAGAACACUGAAGAAGGAGAAGGAAACGAUAGUGAGAAAGGUGAAAAUGGUGAAGAUUAAAAAGAUGAGGAAAGUAGUGAUCAAGGAGAAAAUGGAGGCUAUGAAGAUGAAGGUAAUGGAGAUAAAGGAGAUGAUGGAGAUUAUGGAGAUGAUGGAGAUUAUGGGGAUAAUGGAGAUGAUGGAGAUAAUGGAGAUAAUGGAGAUUACGGAGAUAAAGGAGAUGAUGGAGAUAAUGGAGAUUAUGGAGAUAAUGGAGAUGAUGGAGAUAAUGGAGAUUAUGGAGAUAAAGGAGAUGAUGGAGAUUAUGGAGACAAUGGAGAUAACGGAGACAAUGGAGAUAAUGGAGAUAAUGGAGAUUAUGGAGACAAUGGAGACAAUGGAGACAAUGGAGAUAAUGGAGAUAAUGGAGAUAAUGGAGAUUAUGGAGACAAUGGAGACAAUGGAGACAAUGGAGAUAAUGGAGAUAAUGGAGAUAAUGGAGAUUAUGGAGACAAUGGAGACAAUGGAGACAAUGGAGAUAAUGGAGAUAAUGGAGAUAAUGGAGAUUAUGGAGACAAUGGAGACAAUGGAGACAAUGGAGAUAAUGGAGAUAAUGGAGAUAAUGGAGAUUAUGGAGACAAUGGAGACAAUGGAGACAAUGGAGAUAAUGGAGAUAAUGGAGAUAAUGGAGAUUAUGGAGACAAUGGAGACAAUGGAGACAAUGGAGAUAAUGGAGAUAAUGGAGAUAAUGGAGAUUAUGGAGACAAUGGAGACAAUGGAGACAAUGGAGAUAAUGGAGAUAAUGGAGAUAAUGGAGAUUAUGGAGACAAUGGAGACAAUGGAGACAAUGGAGAUAAUGGAGAUAAUGGAGAUAAUGGAGAUUAUGGAGACAAUGGAGACAAUGGAGACAAUGGAGAUAAUGGAGAUAAUGGAGAUAAUGGAGAUUAUGGAGACAAUGGAGACAAUGGAGACAAUGGAGAUAAUGGAGAUAAUGGAGAUAAUGGAGAUUAUGGAGACAAUGGAGACAAUGGAGACAAUGGAGAUAAUGGAGAUAAUGGAGAUAAUGGAGAUUAUGGAGACAAUGGAGACAAUGGAGACAAUGGAGAUAAUGGAGAUAAUGGAGAUAAUGGAGAUUAUGGAGACAAUGGAGACAAUGGAGACAAUGGAGAUAAUGGAGAUAAAGGAGAUUAUGGAGAUAAUGGAGAAGCCAAAAAAAGCAGAAAACAAAGCCAUAAAAAAAAACACUAGCAUUUUAGAGGAAGACCUUGAAUCAAUUAAUUUCAUAAUAUUCUAAAAGUUA
Messenger RNA from Paramecium sonneborni, 1675 nucleotides. The record is from the annotation of a GenBank genome assembly. NCBI's taxonomy places the organism in Eukaryota, Ciliophora, Oligohymenophorea, Peniculida, Parameciidae.